UUUUUUUUUUUUUCUCUGCGGUGCCAAGACUUCCAUUUAUGCCAAAAGCUCUCCACUUAAACUUUUUCUAGAUUUUUUGUCCGCGGAGCUUUCCUUCGACUACGAACAACACGCUCUUUCACAUUAACUACUCAAAAUGCGUCAACUCACAGAACAAGAGACGAAAACUCUUUUCGAGAAAUUGGCCAACUAUACCGGUCGCUCGUUGAACAACCUCAUCACUACGUCUGACGACCCUAAUGACCGUUAUGUAUUCCGUCUUCAUGGAAACCGAGUGUAUUACGCGAGGCUAUCAAUGGUGAACUUAGCGAGUGCCUUCCCAAGACCAAAUAUUUUGAGUCUCGGAACCUGCCUUGGAAAGUUUACCAAGGGCGGCAAGUUCAUGAUGCACAUCACCGCUUUGGAUGUGAUUGCCCCGCACGCAAGAUACAAGGUCUGGAUCAAACCGAACGGAGAGAUGCCCUUCAUGUACGGUGGAAAUAUCGUCAAGGCACACAUCGGUAGAUGGAGCGAGGAUUGCCCGGAGCACGCAGGAGUUGUUGUUUAUAACAUGAAUGAUACUCCCUUGGGAUUCGGAAUCAGCGCUAGGAGCUCGGCUGAAAGUAAACGGCUUGAAGCGACUGCGGUUAUAAUUUUCCGGCAAGCAGAUGCAGGUGAAUUCUUGAGAUCGGAAGAUACUCUUUUCACGACGUAAAGGAAACUCGUUGCAUACGCGGGAUCGUUCAUGGAAGUUGGAUGCUAGAUACCUGGGGAUUCUCGCAGGAGUUCUGGAGUUGUCUAUCUGUCUUUAUAAAAAAGUUUUCGUCUUUGUUACUCAGCAUACUGGAUUCAUUAUCAUAUGCGAUUUCAAUGGCUCAUCUUCCUCCCGUCAACACCCAGUUAGUUUCUUCCUAAUAUGUCUUUCAAAACACACAACCACACUUAACUCAAUGGCUUUGUCCUUCCGCUUUAAUGCCGCUGUAGCCUUGUCCAUCCCGUUUGUUUCGUUUGUGGCUUAUUGAUAGAAAGAAUGGGGCCCCUUCGCAAGUAGUUAAAGAGCACAAAAGCCAAGGGUGCAUUAAAGAGAAUAACAGAGACAAAAAAAAAAAGAGGAAUGAAUAGUAUUGUGAAGAGAAUGAU
This is a messenger RNA of Aspergillus alliaceus, 1119 nucleotides long. Its product is annotated as ribosome biosynthesis protein NIP7. The transcript has 5 exons. Bases 137 to 694 code for a protein of 185 amino acids. Gene Ontology annotation, molecular function: RNA binding. Lineage: Eukaryota; Fungi; Ascomycota; Eurotiomycetes; Eurotiales; Aspergillaceae. Gene Ontology annotation, biological process: ribosomal large subunit biogenesis; ribosome assembly. Gene Ontology annotation, cellular component: preribosome, large subunit precursor; nucleolus; nucleus. The record is from RefSeq and is a predicted model, not a curated record.